AUGGCCGACUCGGACUAUUCUUACGACGGGGAUGAGGUUUCUGGUGAUGAGUUUGUAGGAUCUCGGGCCAGCUCAAGCAGGCCAGCGCAGCCAGCAGGCGACGGAAGGCAAAUCACGAAAGAGCCAGCGCCCAAGCCAGCGCGCAAAGCAUGGGAGACUGAAGACUCGCGGACUGUCGAAAAGACCAUAAGACCCGUCGACGAUGAGGACAUGGGACAGAGUGUGCAAGAACGAGAAGAGGAGCGCAAGCGCAAACGAUUACGCAAAGACACAAAGCCCUUUCAAAGAGGCAUUAUACGGCACGUCGUUCUGGUGCUGGACCUGUCAGAGGCCAUGAUGGAGAAGGACAUGCGACCCAAUCGCUUCUACACAAUGAUUAACUAUGCACAAGAUUACGUCCGAGAAUUCUUUGAGCAGAAUCCCAUUUCCCAAAUGAGCGUCCUCGGUAUGCACGAUGGCAUUUGUAUACGAGUCUCCGAGCUUUCAGGCAACCCAGCAGAACAUGCAGCAGCAAUACUAGGCCUUCGAAGCAAGGAGACGGGCAAAGAGCCUAAGGGCGCACCCAGUCUUCAGAACGCCCUCGAACUCGCGCGCGCAACACUAUACCACACGCCAAACCACGGCACACGAGAAGUCAUCGUGGUCUUCGGCUCCCUCCUUUCUCUCGACCCUGGCGACAUACACCAAACUGUCAAGGCAUGUGUUCGCGACCGCAUCCGUGUCAGUAUAAUAGGCAUGGGCGCACGUCUCAAGAUAUGCCAGGAGAUAGUAACACGGACAAAUGCUGGCGAUGAGGGUGAAUACACAAUCGCGACGGAUCAGGAGAUGCUCAAAGAGCUCCUCAUUGCAACUACCACCCCGCCUGUUAUCCGCUCAGAUACCGCCUCUACACCUCAGCAGCCUGAGAAAGGUGCUGCGCUGAUGAUGAUGGGUUUUCCUUCGCGCGUCGUCGAAGACGUGCCCACAAUAUGUGCAUGCCACGGCAACCUGACACUCGGCGGCUACACGUGUUCGUGGUGCAGUGCGAAAGUGUGUUCUCUUCCAGUUACAUGUCCCAGUUGCCAACUUACACUCCUCCUCUCGACACAUCUGGCCCGCAGCUACCACCACCUCUUUCCCUUGAGAAACUGGGCUACUGUGUCGUGGCAGCGUGCACGCGAGAAGAACUCGAGAGACUGCGUGGGAUGUCUCACUACGUUUCCUGAAAUCCUAUCCAAACAGGAACUGGCUGCAAGGGCGCUGAAGAAGGAGAGGCAAUCCACAACUGGCAGCAUAUUGAACGGGCACACAGACAGGCAUAAUCAGAGGGCCAAUGGUGGACAUGACGAUGAUGAUGAUGAUGAUGAUGAUGAUGAUGAAGAAGAAAACGGAGACCAAAAGGCCAGCGAGAGUGCGAGAUACGAGUGCCGAUCUUGCGAGAGCCAUUUCUGUAUUGACUGCGACAUGUUCUGCCAUAUGGUUCUACACAAUUGCCCGGGCUGUUUGAGUAGACUGGAUCCCGGGGCGAUCGCUAACGCCGGAGCCCAGCAUGGAGAUGUAGCCAUGAGUGGGUGA
Messenger RNA from Ascochyta rabiei, 1554 nucleotides. RefSeq lists its product as uncharacterized. The coding region runs from base 1 to 1554 and encodes 517 amino acids. Gene Ontology annotation, cellular component: transcription factor TFIIH holo complex; transcription factor TFIIH core complex. The record is from RefSeq and is a predicted model, not a curated record. Gene Ontology annotation, molecular function: zinc ion binding. Lineage: Eukaryota; Fungi; Ascomycota; Dothideomycetes; Pleosporales; Didymellaceae. The transcript has a single exon. Gene Ontology annotation, biological process: nucleotide-excision repair; DNA-templated transcription; regulation of transcription by RNA polymerase II.